GAGUAGAAAGACAGGUUGAAAUUUAGACAAGACUUGGCCUUGAUCAUUUACUCUUGUUAUAGUCCUCCUCUUCCACCACUUCUCACUUCUCAGCCAGUCUGCCGACAGUCGACAGCCGACAGACUCACCCUCGCUCACGCACAAGCACUUUGCAAGGUCCAACGGAGAUCAUGAGCUCCAAGCAACAUGCAGCCAUUCUCUGCAGCCCGGGGAUGGGGCAUCUCAUCCCUGUACUCGAGCUCGGAAAACGACUCGUCACACACCAAAACUUCGCCGUCACAAUUUUCAUCUUCCCGUCUUCCGAGGCGGAACUCAAGGCAGCCGCGUCCACAAAAAUAUGUGACAUCGUCCAACUCCCACCCCCGGACACUUCAAAGCCUACAAACGCGUUCGUAAUGAUGCGAGAGCUGCGACAUGUGUUCCAGUCAGCCGUACGUGCCAUGAAGUUCACCCCGACCAUGCUUAUUGUGGACCUGUUGGGCACCGAAUCAUUUCCCAUUGCUGAGGAGCUAGGGAUUCCAAAGUACUUGUUCUUUGCUUCCAAUGCAUGGUUUUUGUCGUUCGUGAUUUGCUGUCCGACAUUCGACAAGGAAGUCGAAGGAAACUUCGUUGACCACAAAGAACCGUUGAAGAUCCCAGGUUGUAGGGAGUUACGUCCUCGGCUCGAUGUCAUUGAUAUUAUGUUGGACCGAACCGACCAGCGUUACCAUGAUUUUGUUGGGAUUGCAAGCCGGAUCCUCAAGUGUAGUGAUGGGAUAUUGCUAAACACGUGGAAGGAGUUAGAGCCCAUUACUCUUGCGGCGCUUAGAGAUGAGAACUUGUUGGGCAGGUACUCGACAGUGCCCGUUUAUCCAAUUGGGCCCAUAAUAAGGCCCAAUGAGUCCAACCGUUCGGAGGGUAAGGUGUUUGAUUGGCUAGACAAGCAACCAAAUGAGUCCGUAAUUUUUGUGUCAUUUGGUAGCGGUGGGGCUUUGUCGCACGAGCAAAUGAUUGAGAUUGCUUGGGGUUUAGAGUUUAGCCAACAACGAUUCAUUUGGGUGAUACGAUCUGCCACCGUAACAACUGCGCAUGCGGCUUAUUUUACGACUGACAGUGAUGUUGAAGGCCCGUUGAAGUACUUGCCUGAAGGGUUCAUUGAUCGGACCAAGGACCUCGGGCAUGUUAUUCCAUUGUGGGCCCCACAAGUGGAGAUUUUGGCCCAUCCAUCAGUUGGAGGGUUUUUGUCACAUUGUGGGUGGAGCUCAACCUUGGAGAGCCUAACCAACGGAGUGCCAAUGAUUGUUUGGCCUCUUUUUGCAGAGCAAAGGACGAACGCCACGUUGCUGACAGAAGAGCUUAGGGUGGCGGUGCGGUCGAAAGUACCACCGUGGAAAAAAGUUGUGGAGAGGAAGGAGAUCGAGGAAAUGGUGAGAAUGAUUAUGGAGGACCACAAAGGCUUUGUUUUGAGGGAAAGAAUGAAGAAGCUAAAAGAAAGUGCCUCAAAGGUAUUGGAAGAAGGGGGUUCAUCUUAUAAUGCUCUUUCUCAAUUUGCAAAGCAUGGUGAAUCAAUGUACAUGCAACUUGCCAAUGUCAAUGUUCGAAACUGAAUUGGAGGCAUUGUUUUGUAAUUUAAUUAUCUCAAUAAUACUUCUGAGCAUUAAUUCA
This is a messenger RNA of Pyrus x bretschneideri (Chinese white pear), 1644 nucleotides long. RefSeq names its product anthocyanidin 3-O-glucosyltransferase 5-like. Gene Ontology annotation, molecular function: UDP-glycosyltransferase activity. The record is from RefSeq and is a predicted model, not a curated record. The transcript is spliced from 2 exons. Lineage: Eukaryota; Viridiplantae; Streptophyta; Magnoliopsida; Rosales; Rosaceae. The coding region runs from base 171 to 1586 and encodes 471 amino acids.